This is a messenger RNA of Lytechinus variegatus (green sea urchin), 1593 nucleotides long. RefSeq names its product pancreatic lipase-related protein 2-like. Gene Ontology annotation, biological process: lipid metabolic process. The transcript has 6 exons. The record is from RefSeq and is a predicted model, not a curated record. Bases 246 to 1244 code for a protein of 332 amino acids. NCBI's taxonomy places the organism in Eukaryota, Metazoa, Echinodermata, Echinoidea, Temnopleuroida, Toxopneustidae. Gene Ontology annotation, molecular function: lipase activity.
UAAUUACGGAUACAUUAUCGAAUUCCUUAGCAUGUGACACGUUUUUAACCACAAUUUAUUCCUUUGUUCAUAAUCAUACGUAAGUCAAAACUACAUCAUCAUAAACUGUGUAUUUCCUCUAUUGGUGUUGGAAGAUUCUACAACAUACGGAUACAGGACCUAUAACUACAAUAUAGCAAACAUUUUUUUUUCUGUGCUUGUGAAAUCAAAUCGGUGAAACAAAUCGGAUAUUUAAAAAAGACGUAAUGGAAGGGCUUGCCGUGGUCUUAUCCACAUUGCUAUUCCUCCAGUCAGCAUUUGCACGUGAGGUCUGUUACGAUGGUUUGGGCUGCUUCGACGACUCGGCCUCGUGCCAUUCGCUUCGCUUCCCUCCCGAAUCUCCGGCCGAGGUCAACACCCAGUUCUUCCUCUACACCCGGUCGAAUCAAGCCCAGGACCACUACCAGCUCCUCGACCGCAGCGACGACGGGAACCUGAUGGCGUCACUCUUCGAUGGCCGACUCCAGACAAAGUUCAUCAUCCAUGGCUUCACCGAUACAAUUUUUUCAGAUUACUUCCAGGCAAUAAAAAACUCACUCCUAAAUAAGGAGCCUAUGAACGUAAUCAUGGUGGAUUGGAAUGACGGGGCUAUCGGAGGCUACAAUCUUUGCCGUCAAAACACGAGGGUGGUUGGCCGAGAGAUAGCAAUGUUGGCACGUGCCCUUAACAGAGUUCAUGGGGCAGAUUUCGGUGACAUGCAUCUUAUUGGCCACAGCCUGGGAGCUCAUACAGCCGGUUACGCAGGGGCCUUCCAAUCCGGAUUAGGUCGUAUUACUGGUCUUGACCCAGCUGGCCCAUCCUUCCGUGGUGUUGAUCCAGAGUGUAGAUUGGAUCCCUCUGACGCCCUCUUCGUUGAUAACAUUCACACAGAUACUCAUGAAAUUCUUGGAAUGGGCAUCCUCGAACCGGUCGGGCACAUCGAUUUCUACCCGAACGGAGGCGACGACAUGCCCGGAUGUCCCUUGCUUCGUGAAGUCGCUUGCGAUCACUUUCGGUCAGUCUACUACUUUGAGGAGAGUAUCAGGUCAACAGAUUGCACUUUUACCGCGUACCCAUGCGGUUCGUGGAAUCAGUACCAAGUUGGUCUUUGCACCCGAUGUGGGCUGUCUGGCUGCCCGGAGAUGGGCUACAACGCGGACCAGAGCACUGCCACUGGGUCGUUCUAUCUGGAAACUAACGACAAGGAUACUUACUGCAAGCAAUAAUUUGUCCCGACUGAGACCAUCAAAUGGGUACUGGAAAAUCAUAAUCAUCUAGUUUACAAUCCUUGAACCCACUCCUUCCAAAAAAUGAAUAAAUGCGUCUGUACAUUCAUAUCAAAGGUGAGCAAAAAAUCAUUGUAUUGGACCUCUAUCCUUUGUUACAAAAAGAAAUAGAUAUUAUAGAAAAGAGAAAGAAGAGAGGUUAUAAUUUUUUUAAGUGACUUAAGAAUUACCAGAAAGGAAAGGAGCUUUAAUGAGAGGCAAAUCCGCUUUUUUUUGCACCAAGAUGACUUGUAUUGCUUUUUAUUUACCUUUGAAAACAUGAAUUUGCAUUGCAUUUUAUGAGGUUUAU